Messenger RNA from Ailuropoda melanoleuca (giant panda), 1574 nucleotides. RefSeq names its product peroxiredoxin 3 (gene PRDX3). NCBI's taxonomy places the organism in Eukaryota, Metazoa, Chordata, Mammalia, Carnivora, Ursidae. Gene Ontology annotation, biological process: cellular response to stress; hydrogen peroxide catabolic process; response to oxidative stress. Bases 55 to 828 code for a protein of 257 amino acids. The transcript is spliced from 7 exons. Gene Ontology annotation, molecular function: thioredoxin peroxidase activity. The record is from RefSeq and is a predicted model, not a curated record. Gene Ontology annotation, cellular component: mitochondrion; cytosol.
CGUAGAUCCGCCUUGUCCUCCCCGCCAGUCCCGCGAAUCCUGCGCGCACUGAAGAUGGCGGCUGCGGUGGGGAGAUUUCUCCGGGCUUCGAUUGCCCGACAUGUGAGUGCUAUUCCUUGGGGCGUCUCUGCCUCUGCAGCCCUUAGACCUGCUGCUUCCCGAAGAACAUGCCUGACAAAUGUAUUGUGGUCUGGUUCUGGCCAAGCAAAAUUGGCUUUUAGCACCAGUUCCUCAUACCACGCUCCUGCCGUCACCCAGCAUGCGCCCUAUUUUAAGGGCACUGCCGUUGUCAACGGAGAGUUCAAAGACCUAAGCCUUGAUGACUUUAAGGGGAAAUAUUUGGUGCUUUUCUUCUAUCCUUUGGACUUCACCUUUGUGUGUCCUACAGAAAUUGUUGCUUUUAGCGACAAAGCCAAUGAAUUUCACGAUGUGAACUGUGAAGUCGUUGCGGUUUCAGUGGAUUCCCACUUCACACAUCUUGCCUGGAUCAACACACCAAGGAAGAAUGGCGGCUUGGGCCACAUGAACAUCGCACUCUUGUCAGAUUUGACUAAGCAGAUUUCCCGAGACUAUGGCGUGCUGUUAGAAGGCCCCGGUGUCGCUCUAAGAGGUCUCUUCAUCAUUGACCCCAAUGGAGUCAUCAAGCAUUUGAGUGUCAAUGAUCUCCCCGUGGGCCGAAGUGUGGAAGAGACCCUCCGCUUGGUGAAGGCGUUCCAGUUUGUGGAAACCCAUGGAGAAGUCUGCCCAGCAAACUGGACCCCGGAUUCUCCUACAAUCAAGCCACAUCCAGCUGCUUCCAAAGAAUACUUUGAGAAGGUAAAUCAGUAGAUCAUCCCAUGUCUACCCACCUCUUCUCCCAUCAGGAAAGAGCCACAGGUGGAACUCACUUUGAGCAUUUCAAAGAUGAUUAUUUAUAGAAGACAAAAUAAUUAUGCUUGUAUUCAUACAUAAUGCUCUAAAUGUUUUGUUUUUGUAACAUUGGCUGAGGCUUUUAAAUGUCCUCACACACAAAAAGCGUCCUUUAUUGGUAACCUCUUGAUGGCUGGCUAGUUUAUAGAAUGCUAGUUCGCCUGUUCCUUGGAUUAUGUCUUCAAUGGAAAGAGGAAACAUUCUUCGUUGGCCUUACUUGAACCUUUACGUACACCAGAAUAGUACAACGUGUGCCGAAGCUUCUGAUCAAGGGUCCUGAAAGUUUCUUCUUGGAUUUCUUUGUACUAAACUGAAUUUUCUUUUAAGGUAACAAAGAUCAUACAUAGUUUUAAGGUGUUAACAUCAGUGGUCUAAUUUAACUCUUGGCAAUGGAUGUAUAUGUACUUGAAACAAAUGUGAAUCAUGUUUUCAAAAAAACACAGUGACAGAGUGACUUAAGCGAUUGUGCAUGUUUCUCGUCCCUGAGGUUGAUAUAGUUAUUUUACUUAUUUGUUAGCUGAUGUACGGUCUACAUACAAUUCUAGAUAUUGAUUGGGUAUAAUUAUAAAGGAUAUUUAUCAAAUCCAGGAGUUGCAUUUUGAAAUCAUUGUAAUUAUUUUCUUUUCUGAAAUGCUCAAAGUACAUAAUAAACACAUUUAAAAAUA